CGGCGGUUUUGCAGCCCCGUUUUCGACGUUGCUUUUCUCAGCCGUCGUUUCGAGUCCAACGGGCUCGGUCUCUCCCGAGGCCAAUCUUUUCCCCACGAUGAAUAUCCUUCUUUCUUUUUUCUUCUUUGUGAUACUCGAAAUCCUUCAUAUGGUCUCUUUGAGAUGUGACAUAUACUUGAGAGAACAAAGCUAUGUUACAAAAGAAUUUGUUUGCCUGCCGGUUUGGUUAUUUUCGUAUUGUGUAUCAAGGCUUGUCCUUGGAACAUAUAAGACGCAUGAAUGUGCCUGUUAAAGCAGUGUGAGACAAACUUGUUGGUUAUCGAUGCGAAUAUGGCUGCUGCUACGUCUUCUCCUGAGUAUCUCGCUGAGACGCGAGGGCCGAUGAUUCGGACUGUUACUUGGCUUUCUGUGAUCUUUCCCAUUCUCUUUGUUGCACUUAGAGUGUAUACGAGGUUGUUUGUUCGAAAGGUCUUUGGUCUUGAUGACUGGGUCAUUGUUCUCUCUCUGAUUCUUCUCAUUUGCUAUGGUGCCAUCAUCGAAGCAGCCGUCCAGAAAGGUCUCGGUCGACAUGUCGAAUGGGUUCUCACCUUCGCCCCUCAAGACGCCGUCCCGGUCGCAUUGCUGGGCCAAGUCUCACAGCCCUUCGUCGUCAUGUCGUGUGCCUUAGGCAAGACAUCCUUCUCCAUCAGUCUCAUGCGGCUGGCCGCACAACGAUUCAUCCAUCGGUUCCUCUGGUUCAUCGUUGUCACUAUGCUUACGCUUCAUAUCCUCAUCUCUAUCAUUGUAUUUGUGCACUGCGAAGAUCCUCGAACAACAUGGAACCCGGCUAUUGUGAGCAAGUGUUGGCAUCCUAAUGCCUACCUUGGAGUUUUAUACUUCAUCGGCGCUUACUCUGCUGCCACCGAUUUCAUCCUCGCGCUUCUUCCGUGGGCUAUGCUCUGGAACUUGAACAUGAAGAACAAGGAAAAGUUUGGUGUAGCCAUCGCCAUGAGUCUUGGUGUCUUUGCCGGAGCCAUCGCCGUCAUCAAAUGCACCAAGCUCAAAGCCAACGCAACAAGCACCGAUCCUACCUACGACGUCGGUGAACUCCUUCUCACAGCCUGCGCCGAGAACGCCCUCAUCAUCAUGGCUGCAUGCAUUCCUACCCUCCGACCCAUGCUUCGCAAGGUCUUUCCUUCAUCAGCCAAGUCAAGCGAGAACUCGCAUCGCUUGAAGAACAUGAACAACAUCAUGUUCGUUCCCAAGAACAAGGCUGGUCAAUGGAGUGCUUUGAUUGAGACGGAGGCUCACCCGGAUCAUACUUCUGACAACCAGAGUGACAAGAGUAUUCUCAAGGAACAUCGUGGUACGAUGAAUGGUCAGGGCAAUGCUGAGCCAGCUGGUGGACCUGCUAGUCCAGCACUAUCACCCCAUAUCAGGAAGACCAUGUCGGUAAAUGUGUCUUACGACAGGAGUAACAGUAUGUAAUCGAGAUUAAGCACAUUGUCUCAGUACAGUAGCCAUCAAUCAAGGGCCUUCAGGAACCUUUACAAGUCAAUCAGACUUACGCAGAAAUUCUCGUAAAUUUCUUCGUGGUCUCCUUGACCUAGCCGUGAGCAUGCCUCCUAAUUGAAGCUCAGUGGUCUGUGACCUGCGACUAUGAAAUCUAGACGUCAAUUCAUUUGCGGGCUAACAAAUUCUAAUGCUACAGAAGGUCUAUUUGAUCAUUUAUCUAUCGACUUAAGAAUCCCCUCUAAGCCAAGCGGACCUCUAUGUUAACGUUGUAAGAGGUAGAAGCACC
Molecule: messenger RNA, 1780 nt
Organism: Fusarium odoratissimum NRRL 54006
Lineage: Eukaryota; Fungi; Ascomycota; Sordariomycetes; Hypocreales; Nectriaceae
Exons: 4
Coding region: 280-1467 (395 amino acids)
Source: RefSeq, a predicted model, not a curated record